UUUUCCUUUCCUUUAUUCCUAUUUCCCACACUUCUUCUUUCAUCAUUCAUCGCCUUUCACCACGGACGCAGAUCCUUUAUUCCUAUAAUCCUUCCUUCGCUCUCUCCAAAUUUCGACUCUUUCGAUCAGAUCCGCGACACCCACCCCACCAAAACCUUGCGCAACCCAUCCAUGACGCUUGGCUCAGGAGGAUCCAGUGUCGUUGUUCCUAGGAACUUCAGAUUGCUGGAGGAGCUUGAACGUGGUGAAAAAGGAAUUGGAGAUGGCACAGUUAGCUAUGGAAUGGAUGAUGGUGAUGACAUUUACAUGCGCUCUUGGACUGGCACGAUUAUUGGCCCCCAUAAUACUGUACAUGAAGGAAGAAUUUAUCAACUGAAGCUGUUUUGUGAUAAAGACUACCCAGAAAAGCCCCCUAGUGUUCGGUUUCAUUCACGGAUCAACAUGACUUGUGUUAAUCAUGAAACUGGAGUGGUUGAACCAAAGAAAUUUGGUCUUCUUGCAAAUUGGCAAAGAGAGUACACCAUGGAGGACAUACUGACCCAGCUGAAGAAGGAAAUGGCCGCUCCUCAUAACCGGAAGCUUGUCCAACCUCCAGAAGGUACCUACUUUUAGCACCCAAGAUGGUAUAGAUGUUGGAUCGAAUUGCAUAUUUGCUGUAUGCAAUAUAUAGUGUGUAAUGCUUUGUGGAUCCAUCCUUCUGAAUUCUAGAACAUAUAGGGGAAUGCCCCGAAAAGCUUCAUGUUUCUAUCUCCAUGGCUUCAGAGUUGUUUUGUUGUCUUUGUUAACUGUGUUAAAGGGACUGUUUGAUUAAAAUAGUGUGUGUCAAAUAUUUCGAAAACUCUUUUAAGUAGUACUUUCCCUUCUAAUUACAAAGGUGCUUUCAAUUUUAGUCUCGCUUCUUAUUGCAUUGCUUUCUUUCUGUCUUGUAAGUAAGCUGAAGCCAAAUGGAAAAUUGGUAAUGGACAUGUGAA
Glycine soja is the source of this 971-nucleotide messenger RNA. Its product is annotated as ubiquitin-conjugating enzyme E2 variant 1D. Gene Ontology annotation, biological process: protein K63-linked ubiquitination; DNA damage tolerance. The transcript has 4 exons. Lineage: Eukaryota; Viridiplantae; Streptophyta; Magnoliopsida; Fabales; Fabaceae. Gene Ontology annotation, cellular component: nucleus. The coding region runs from base 172 to 612 and encodes 146 amino acids. The record is from RefSeq and is a predicted model, not a curated record.